UUUAGUUUGUUUACUUUUAGCUUAACCAAAAUCAUAACAAAUAAAAGUAGGUUAACGUAUAUAUAAAAGAAUUUCAUACGCGAUGUAUUUUUUAUUACAAAAUUAAAUUUUAUGAAUGUAAAUAUAUGGUGCACAUAUGUCAUAUUUUAAAUGAAGGCUGUAGAUAUUAUUUAUGAUGUAUCAAAACAACUCCAGGCUUUGAAAAGAUUAAGCAAAACUAAUGGUAUCCAAAUUAAGGACGGUUUCACUUGUUUGGAAUUAAGUUGCAGGUUAUGUAAAAAUGAGGAAAAGAAUUCUCCGUUGGCUUAUAUUGUUAAAAAGACCGGCUUGUUCUAUUGUCCAAAUUGUGAAUAUACUUCUUCAAUAAACACUAUAAUGGCGAAUUACGAUCCCACUGCAAAAGUUACUAGAGAAACAUAUAAAAAAACUCCUUAUCAGCCAAAAUGUAUUUUUGACGACAGUAACAAACUGAGUGAAAAAUUAUAUUCUAACGUAAUUUAUCAAAAAAUUAACUCUGAGAUUAUAAGGAAAUUGGAAAUUGGCUACAAAAAUGAUACAAAUAGUAUUCAUAUUCCUUUAAAAAAUAAACUGGGGAAUAUCGUUGGUGAGAAUAUAGUUAAUCUAAAUAAUAUGAAUGAAGAACUUAUUCCAGAAGAUUGUAAUUCGGGACUACUAUCAUUUUUAAGCGGUAAAUCUUCAAAAGCUGUCUUGGUGAGAACGUUGAAUGACUUUUUUGCGUUAGUUUUAUCUAACAUAGAUGGAGUUACUGCUAUAUAUCUACCUUACAAAACAAAAUUACUUCCUCAAGAAUGCCUACCAAUUUUAGAAAAUUUUAAAGAAAUAAUAAUAUGGUUUGACUUUGAUUCUACCGAUUGGGAUGUAGCUAUAAAUUUUUCAAAAAAAUUAAAUGAGUCUCGUUGUUUUUAUAUCAGACCCUCUUCUAAUCAAUCAACCCCUUACAUAGCUCAUAUUAAUAAGUUAAAUAUUAAGAAUAUUAUCAAAUCUGCAAAACCAAUUCAUCACAAAGCAAUUACAACAUUUUAUUCUCUCAAAGAAGAUAUAUUAAGUGAACUUCAAAAUAUUGAAAAAGUAAAUGGUGUAAAGUGGAAAAGAUUUCCAACUUUAAAUAGGUUGCUUAAAGGCCAUAGAAAAGGAGAACUAACUAUUCUGACGGGUCCUACAGGUUCUGGCAAAACCACUUUUAUGUCAGAAUAUUCCUUAGAUCUAGCUUUACAAGGUGUUUCCACGUUAUGGGGAUCUUUUGAAAUUAGAAAUGUUCGUUUGGCUACGACUUUGUUAAGACAAUAUGUUGGUUACCCUUUAAAUGACAAAAUUGAAGAAUUCGAGCAUUGGAGUAAAGCUUUUGAAAAGUUACCUAUGUAUUUUCUAACAUUUCAUGGUCAACAGAGUAUAAAAGUGGUAAUGGAGGCUAUAGAGCACGCUCAAUACAUUUAUGAUAUACAGCAUGUAAUAAUAGAUAAUGUUCAAUUCAUGAUGGGAGUGGCGCUUAAUAUUAAAAGUGAUAGAUUCUCCGAACAAGAUUCAAUUAUUGCAGCGUUUAGAACUUUUGCAACAACUAAAAAUGUUCAUGUUACUUUAGUGAUACAUCCCAGGAAAGAAAGAGAUAGUGAAGAUCUAACAACUAGCUCCGUUUUUGGAAGUGCUAAAGCAACGCAAGAAGCUGAUAAUAUUUUAAUUAUACAAGAUAAAAGAUUAACUUCUAUUAGGGGAAAAAAGUAUUUACAGGUUGCCAAAAAUCGAUAUACAGGAGAUUUAGGAAUUUUGCCUUUAAAUUUUGACAAAAAUGGUUUAAGUUAUUGGGAAAAAAAAGCAACAAACAAAGAACAAAAUUCAGUAAAACUUUUAUGGAAAUGGAUGGUCUUUUUGAAAAUGAAAAUAAUUAUUAUUAUCACAUUUCUGAUUCAUACAACAAUGAAGAUGUUGGAGUAUGGAAUACUACAAUUUGUUCGUCAGAUUCUUCAACAAAGGAAAUAGAUUCCAGUGUUCAAAAUUCAUAUGAAUCAAAACCUUUAAUGAAUGACUUUAAAUAUUCAUAUUGUUCACAUAGGCAAAAUAUACCGAAGGAAAUUCAAUAUCCUUCAAGUGAAAUAACACCAUUUCCUAGAGUUGUAAAAAAAAGGAAUACCGCUAAUAAAAAAGAAAGAAGGCGUACUCAAAGUAUAAACACAGCAU
Messenger RNA from Condylostylus longicornis, 2193 nucleotides. It is a transcript of the gene mtDNA-helicase, whose product is annotated as mitochondrial DNA helicase. Gene Ontology annotation, biological process: mitochondrial DNA replication. The transcript is spliced from 7 exons. Gene Ontology annotation, molecular function: single-stranded DNA binding; ATP binding; 5'-3' DNA helicase activity. Gene Ontology annotation, cellular component: mitochondrion. The coding region runs from base 151 to 1995 and encodes 614 amino acids. The record is from RefSeq and is a predicted model, not a curated record. Lineage: Eukaryota; Metazoa; Arthropoda; Insecta; Diptera; Dolichopodidae.